CCUCGUUUAGUUGGUUCAAAUUUCAAAAACGACCCAACAACUCUCUCCCUCCCUGAUUAAUCCCACUGAUAAAAUAGAAAAGAACAAAAUAGAAGGCGGACUGAUAUGGUAUGCGCAUUGUUGAAGCGAGAAAUUGGACUGAUUCUCAAGUCGGUGUUGAGAUUUAUUGACAGAUCGGUGUCGAGAGCCAUGGGCUUUUUAUUUGGUUGUUUUCGUGCCAGAGAUGAUCGCCGGGGACCUCACCUCGUCUCCCAUUCAUCUCGACCUAAGCUAAAUGAGCCUGUGGUGUCUAAAAAUCGUUUGUCUUCUCUAUUUCUGGCUGAAGAGAGAGAAGAUUCUCUAUACUAUGACAGGAAAAACCGUUUUGCCGGAUCUCCGCAAAUCAACAAGGAACUGAUGGAUGAGACCAAAUUUCUAAAGGCCAGUGGCACUUCACCUGAGACGCCUUCUGAAAUUCGGAAAGCGUCUGAGAAGUUAAAGGCUGCAGCUCCUCUUGCUAAAGAUUCAGAGUCUUCAGAUUAUCACUCGUGGCUUCCCAGCUCAUCGAUCAAGAACCUUCAGUUGGAUAGGCAAAUUGAUCAGCUCUCUACUCCCGUCAAACUUGGUAAAGAGUCGGGAAACUCUUCGGGCUCUUCAGAGCACACACCUGUCAGCCGCAUAUCCAGCGUACAGAACGCUGGAAGGAUAUCUUUCAGCUACGUUGAAGGUGGUGAAGUGGGAAGUCCUAGAACAGCAACAGAUGUUCUACCCAAGAAAAAGUAUGUUCGCUUCGAAUGCAACCUUGAUACAUCCUCGUCUAAAGGGUCUUCAUUUGAAAAUGGGGGCCAAAAUUUAAGCAAGUUUGAAUCCCAAGGCGAUUUCAGUGUAACAAAGCCUUCUCCAAAACUAACUCCAUUAAAACUUUCUGAUGAGAUGCAAACACCAGGAACAGUUUUCCCUACAAAUGUAGAACUAGCAAAUGGGAAGACUAGGAUUAGGUCUCAGUAUGUGUAUCCAGUCCGGAAUCCAGUUGAGAAUGCCUCCCAAUGGAAGGUCCGCCUGGAAGAUGAUUCUAGUUCUUUUCAAGUGACGAGUCAGCUGAUGGAAUCUUCUGAGCAGCUGGAAAAUUCAACACCUAAAUCAGCUGGAGGUAAAGAAGCUUCGUCUGUGCCGGAAUUGAAGGUGGAAGCAAGCUUGUCUUCUUGGUUUAAACCGCGACAGUCCACCUGUGAUAAUGAUGAUCCAAAUGAUAGAACUGCAUCUAGAAAAAAUUUCCGUUUUGGUAAAACUCCUAUGGACAGGCCUAUCAUUGGGAUGGUUGCUGCUCAUUGGAAUGAGAACGAACCUUCUCACAUCUCCCCGAAGUCAUGGGAUGGGAAUGGAAUUCCAAAUUCAACUAAUAAGUACAAGGAAGAUCAAAAAGUGAGUUGGCAUGCAACAUCAUUUGAGGAGAGGCUAGAGAAGGCACUGUCUGAAGAGAGUUCUAUCUCACAAAAGAAGAAUAUCAAUGGGAGACCCAUAGUUUUUAAUGAGCACGAUGAAAGUGAUACUGCUCUUUCUAAGUUACAGACUUCAACGCAUUCCAUGUCAGUUCUUUCAUUCUGAUGAGCAACGGUAUCAUUUUGAUGUUCCAAUGAAUUGUGAUUUUAUUUAACAGUUGACGUGUCGAUAAUGCGCUCCUGUGCUUUUAAAUCUGAAUUGAAGCACCAAAUAUGAUGUUUUUGCUUUUUUCGAGCUUUGAAGCUGAUUAUGCAAAUACAGCUGUUAUUAUAGCUUUGUCAAACGGUCAACAGCAUUAGGAGCUGCUUGCAUUGUAAAUUCCAAUCGGUGAUGCAAAAAUUGACUUGUGAGUGGGAUUGCUCAUGUUUGUAUAUGGAAUCCAAAAUGUCUUUGCCUGGCCGUCUAGUUUGAUCGGACAAGCCCAUUGUUGCCGUAGCAGAUAUUUCUUCUUCUUUUUUAAAAAAAAAAAAUAUAUAAAUGCUGAUAUCAUUCUGAUUGGUUGUUCCAUUUAUAAAAAUUGAACAUUUAAUUUCAUUUAAAAAAAUAAAAUAUUAAAUUAUUUAUCUCAAUAUUUAUUGAUGAUUUUUUUUUCUUUCUUUAUAAAAUCAGAAAAAUGAUGAUAAGAUUAUUUAGAUUUUGUCAUUUUUGUUUUAAAGGAAUGGGCUCCAUUAGUCAUUAUGAAUGUAGUACUUUUUUAUUUUAAAAUUUUGUUGUUUGUUUGAGAUGAUGGAAGGAAAUGUAUUUUGCUUUUAUAUAUUCAAAGAUGCAUUUCCUCUGCCCCUUUAAUGUA
Manihot esculenta (cassava) is the source of this 2269-nucleotide messenger RNA. Its product is annotated as protein JASON. The coding region runs from base 106 to 1584 and encodes 492 amino acids. The record is from RefSeq and is a predicted model, not a curated record. Gene Ontology annotation, biological process: male meiosis II. The transcript is spliced from 7 exons. NCBI's taxonomy places the organism in Eukaryota, Viridiplantae, Streptophyta, Magnoliopsida, Malpighiales, Euphorbiaceae.